AUGGUUUUGGUUGCGGCUCAGAAGUCUCAAAGACUGAUGGUCAUCGCGGAUUUGAACCGGCUCACCCAUGCAGCCCUUCUUAUACUCGUUGAGAACACCAAACGCCUCCAGUGGCUGGGCGGUUCGCCAGCGCAGACAGCCCUAGGAGAACCCCUCACAUCCGAAAGACCUGGCACGACACUAUCCACUUUGCCACCCCUGAGCCACUGGCUGGAAGACGUAGAAGUUCCAGAAUACCCCUUUGACAACACCUGGGAAGAAGCUCAGAAGUCUCCCGUAUUGGUCAUCCACUCGUCCGGCAUAACGGGUAUUCCCAGGCCCCUCCGCUAUACGCUUGACAUGACCGCCACAUUCAACUUGAUGCGGCGGUUUCCGGACAGGACGCACGAGAAUCCAAAUCUUCAGUUCGACCACCUGUUCGACUCGCGUGCCUUCUGGACCGCACCACCACAGUGUAUCCCCAUCUGGCCUCCCUCUCACGAAGGCACACCAACGCCGACUGCUGUCAUCGAAGAGGUACUAGACAAAACAAACCCCGAUGGCGCCUUUUACGCCCCAAGCACGCUCCGAGGCUUGUGUCUUAAGGAUCGCUCAUUAAAGACGUUGAAGAAACACCACAAGUACCUCCUCUGCACCGAAAUUCACUUAGUCACCAUCGUCGGCUCUACAGAGACGAGCUGGUGGCCACUGCAGAAGCUCGACGAUCGCCGCGACUGGCGCUACUACCGCAUCGACCCGCGCUUGGGUCACCAUCUCGAGCCUUUCGACAACGGCGGCGCUGGUGACGAUCUAUACGAACUCGUCAUCCAUCGAAACCCGGCCUGGCGCCGCUUUCAGGGCGCCUUCAUCAUGUGGCCCAACCUCGAUGUCUACCACACCCAGGAUCUGUACUCACCCCACCCGACCAAGCCAGACCUGGUCUGGUACCGUGGUCGCAAGGACGACCUUGUCAAGCUGGUCUGGCUGACUAAGGUGUGGGCUCAUGAUAUAGAGAGUGCGCUGGUGACGUACCCGAAGAUCGAGGCGGCUAUGGUGGGAGGAGAAGGUAAGGAGAAACCGUUCGUCAUUGUGCAGGCCUGCCAGGAUGCAGGGGUAAAGGGGUUAGAUGCCGAUGAGUUGUGGGAUGUGGUCAAGGGGCUGAAUGAAAAGAUGUCGGCAGAGGUGCAUAUCCUGCGUGAGAAUGUUAUUUUGGCUGAUCAGGAGAAGCCGCUGAAGAAGCUGGCGAAGGGGACACUUGAUCGUAGAGGGAUUCUGGCGGAUUACAAUGAUGAAGUUGAGAAGUUGUAUGCUGGUACUAUGGUGAUGGAUCGUGACAGUAAAGUAUGA
Pseudomassariella vexata is the source of this 1326-nucleotide messenger RNA. RefSeq lists its product as uncharacterized. The transcript has 3 exons. Bases 1 to 1326 code for a protein of 441 amino acids. Lineage: Eukaryota; Fungi; Ascomycota; Sordariomycetes; Amphisphaeriales; Pseudomassariaceae. The record is from RefSeq and is a predicted model, not a curated record.